Morchella sextelata is the source of this 381-nucleotide messenger RNA. RefSeq lists its product as uncharacterized. Lineage: Eukaryota; Fungi; Ascomycota; Pezizomycetes; Pezizales; Morchellaceae. The coding region runs from base 1 to 381 and encodes 126 amino acids. The record is from RefSeq and is a predicted model, not a curated record. The transcript is spliced from 5 exons.
AUGAGCAACACAUCUCAAGGCAGAUCGAGUAACAUUCCUGGGAUACCGUCAACCAAGAAUAACUCCACCACCCAGCCGAAAGACAGCCAACUAUGUGCUUCUAGAGUAAUGUGCAUACUCUUCGAUACACACCCGCGUGUACGUGUGGGCGCCGUAGAACCAGCCACCCAACGGCCCAAACACUGCAUGUCUCACCUCCAGCCGCGCUGCACUGCACGAGAAACUGCCGGGUCUUCUUAUUGUCCGAGUCGCAACUGCCAACGGGGCUAUCCCCGUGCGGCGGGAGAUCUCGUUCGUGGGGUAUUUCUUGCCGGCGUUCGAAAAAAGCUUUCGGAGUAUUUAUUUUCAAUACCUAGAAGGACGAUGGCAGCCCCUAGCUAG